Messenger RNA from Recurvomyces mirabilis, 2577 nucleotides. RefSeq names its product Lipase 5 (gene TGL5). Lineage: Eukaryota; Fungi; Ascomycota; Dothideomycetes; Mycosphaerellales; Teratosphaeriaceae. The coding region runs from base 1 to 2577 and encodes 858 amino acids. The transcript is spliced from 2 exons. Gene Ontology annotation, biological process: lipid metabolic process. Gene Ontology annotation, molecular function: triacylglycerol lipase activity. The record is from RefSeq and is a predicted model, not a curated record.
AUGCUGACUGUCGUCAGUGACGAGGCUCAUAGGACCUCGACCGGUCUUCAACCGACAUAUAGUCACCGACUACAGCCCUUACGUCCCACAUCCGCAUGGCGACAACGCACACCCAUGUUUCUGCAGGCUGAACGAUACCACCACCGUGUGAAGGAUGGCGGAGGUCAUGGCACUCCUGGGAAGCCGGCGAAUGUGGUCAGGCGCUCGCAGAGUCUUGCGGCAUUAGUACAGCCGGUACAGUCGCUGGUCAGAAGUCCCUUCGACACCAUCGGCUCGAUUGCAGGAUCUCUCGGUCAAAGUGCUGGGCUCUUGCAGACUCCGGCCGAGCGGGAGCGCAAUAUUGCCUUGCUACGUCUACAGGGUGCCAAGACCUAUGAAGAAUGGCAUGCAGCGGCCACCACACUGGAUGAGCUAGAAGGUGCAGAAGAGUGGAAGGCCAAAGACGAAUGCGAAGACUAUGAUGUCGAUUUCGUCAAAGAUCGACUGGCCAGCCUUCAGGCCGCUCACCAGCGAGGAGAUGUGGCCGAUCUGCGCUGGCAGUGCCGCACCUCCUUGACACGAAGUUUGGGAGAGUUUGGCAAUGUGGAAUUAUAUAAGCACAGUCGCACAGGCACGAAGCGGCUCAUCGAACAGUAUAUCAGUACAGCCACCACCAGUAUCGAGAGGAUAGUGCUUGAGGCCGGCGAAGAGUAUCAAGGGACAAAGCAAGCAAAGGACCUCUGUCAGGAGAUGAAGCUCAUCCGUCAAGCAUUUGGACGCAGCGCGUUGUUACUGUCGGGAGGUGGCACUUUCGGCAUGAAUCACAUUGGAGUCGUCAAGGCUUUGUGGGAAGCCGAUCUCUUGCCACGCAUCAUAUCUGGCGCUUCCGCGGGUAGCAUUGUCUGCGCCGUUCUGUGUACAAAACGAGACCACGAAAUACCUCAGAUGCUGGAAGACUUCUGCACGGGCGAGCUCGAUGUCUUCGAAUCAGAAGCAGAGAAGAGUAGUCCUCUGAAGAAGCUUCUAAAGUUCGUCACAAAGGGCAUUAUUUACGACAUCGCCAACCUGGAACGUGUCAUGACGAGCCUCGUCGGAAACAUGACUUUUCUGGAUGCCUAUAACAAGACGCAACGCAUAUUGAACAUUUGUGUCUCGACCGCUGACAUGAACGAUGCGGGUAAGAUUCUUAAUUAUGUGACGUCGCCGGACGUCGUGAUAUGGAGUGCUGUCUCUGCCUCAUGCUCCGUACCUGGCAUAUACAACCCUGCAUGUCUCUUCGAGCGGAAAUCUGGGUCCAUCGAUGUCACUAAGCUAGACGACUCUGCUAGCGGGUACAUCGACGGCUCAAUCGACAACGAUCUACCAAUAACUAGGCUGGCGGAGCAGUUCAACGUGAACCAUUUCAUCGUGUCGCAAGUGAAUCCUCAUGUCAUACCCUUCCUCAUUGUGGACGACAACGAUAAGCCUGCAGACACCCAACAUGCUUCGGUCUGCCGACCUGCGCCCAGCUGGUUCAACGGCGUAGCAGGAUAUGCGAAAGGAGAGGCGUUACACAGACUGCAUGCUCUCACUGAACUUGGUGUCAUGCCCAAUACUUUGACUAAAGUCAGGUCGAUAUUGGGUCAGAGAUACUCUGGCGACAUUACUAUCCUACCCGAAAUAUCAUACAUACAGUUCCCAAAUGUCCUGACAAAUCCGUCGCCGGAAUUCAUGCGCCACGCUCUGAUCAAUGGCGAGCGCGCGACAUGGCCGAAGCUUAGUCGCAUACGAAAUCAUCUUGCGGUCGAAAUGAAGCUGGACUGGGCGGUACGAAGGACGAUGGCCGCCUCAGUCUUUAGUCCUGAGCAACUCGAAGCCAGAACAGCCCAAUUCGGCCAGGCUGCCGUCGAUCGUGCCGAUCGAGGACGGCCGCGCCGAAGCAGUAGAAGCAGCCACAACAGUAUUAGGAGCAUGAUCAUAUCGCGACAGAGAUCUAGACGACGAAAACGGGAUAUGCCUGAGGGUCGAGCUGCUGGAAAUUCUGUGCCAACCAUAACCACGAGUGGGGCAGGGCCGAGUACAAUGGACUAUCCGUCAUCUACUGACGAGGCGCUAUCAGCGACUUCCGCGUCGCCGACACCAGUCACGGACAACGACUAUGACAGCAGUGACGAGGACUCCGAAACUUCACUCUCGCCAGGCUCUCCGCAUGAUGGAGAUCAGCCGGCCACCCGGCAACUGUUCCCAUCAAGUUCUCAGCCAGCGACGCCAAGCAUGACAUACAGAUCGUUCCUUCCUGGGUCUCCGACUAGCUCUCAAUCACUCCGCCCUCGGCCCACCAAUCUCACGAUGACCCCUACCCAGGAAUACAAGCAAACCACACCUGAGGCACAGUACGAGCAGGUGAUUCACGGCAACGAAAGCCCAUUGCAAUUGUCAAGAUCGCAAGCUCGACCUUCAUCACCAGCUGCGAGCGAAGACAGCGCAGAACAGCGACCCGAGACGGCGCGGAAAUCUAGGAAGUCUGGCCUGAGGAUCAAUCUAUUCAGCAAUAGGCGAAGUGAGAAUCGAAGCAGCAGUACCGGCAUGAGAGAGUUGCUGCCUCCACCUAAGCGAUGA